Penicillium subrubescens is the source of this 693-nucleotide messenger RNA. RefSeq lists its product as uncharacterized. The transcript is spliced from 4 exons. NCBI's taxonomy places the organism in Eukaryota, Fungi, Ascomycota, Eurotiomycetes, Eurotiales, Aspergillaceae. Bases 1 to 693 code for a protein of 230 amino acids. The record is from RefSeq and is a predicted model, not a curated record.
AUGAUCGGAACCAAUGUCAAAGGCAGUCGGAAGCUAUUUUGGAAGAACGUGAGACAAGAAUGUGAGCGCUUACUUGAAGAUCAUCUCAAACUAAGCCCUUGGGAAUUGCUUACUGCUAUGCAAGCCAUCUCAAUCUACAUCUUGAUUCGACUAGAUGAAGGCGCGACGGAGGAGAACGAUUUUGAUUCGUUAUUACUUGCAGCGGUAUCCGCAAUGUCCAAGCAACUGGGGUGUUAUGAUCUUAUACGCAGAUCACAAAUCACAGAUCAUGCUCCUAGUCUUGACCAAGAAUGGGAAGAUUGGAUCUUUGAGGAAUCUGAACGAAGACUGUGCGUUAUAUACCGAGUCGUGAAUCUACUCGUCUAUUUCGACCCGGCGGCAAUGUGUGAUUUGUCCUCGGAUUUCGUGAUAGCCCCUUUACCAGCCAAGAAAGGACUGUGGGAAGCAAAUGAUGAAGUCUCAUGGCAUGUGGAAAACAGAAGGGUUUCCAAACCACAGCCUCCUUUUGGCUUGACUAAGAAAGGCCAGGUAGUCAAGUUGACCGGAGUUGAGCCACAUCAUAUGCAUUAUCUGCCUGGCAAUCAGACCUUGAAUAUCUCCAAAUCAGAAAGCGCUGAGAAUUGGGAGGAGUGGUGCUCGGGUAUGGACGGCCUCGGUGGGCUUGUCAUGCUUGCUGCUUCAUUGAUAGCCUAG